Messenger RNA from Mastomys coucha (southern multimammate mouse), 1763 nucleotides. It is a transcript of the gene Ensa, whose product is annotated as endosulfine alpha. Gene Ontology annotation, molecular function: protein phosphatase inhibitor activity. The transcript is spliced from 4 exons. Bases 144 to 515 code for a protein of 123 amino acids. Gene Ontology annotation, cellular component: cytoplasm. Lineage: Eukaryota; Metazoa; Chordata; Mammalia; Rodentia; Muridae. The record is from RefSeq and is a predicted model, not a curated record.
GUCACGGGCUUGGGCCGCCAUUUUGACUGAGCAACCAUAGUGACAGGAGCCGGAGCAGCAGCUCAGGUUGUCCCCGUUUCCCCUCCCCCUUCCCUUUUCCGGCUGACUUCCCGGGCCCUGCAUUACACAGUCCCGGUCCUGCCAUGUCCCAGAAACAAGAAGAAAACCCUGCGGAGGAGACCGGCGAGGAGAAGCAGGAUACACAGGAGAAAGAAGGGAUUCUCCCUGAGAAAGCUGAGGAGGCAAAGCUAAAGGCCAAAUAUCCAAGCCUAGGACAAAAGCCUGGAGGCUCCGACUUCCUCAUGAAGAGACUCCAGAAAGGGCAAAAGUACUUUGACUCAGGAGACUACAACAUGGCCAAAGCCAAGAUGAAGAACAAGCAGCUGCCGAGUGCAGGAGCAGACAAGAACCUGGUGACCGGUGACCACAUCCCCACCCCACAGGACCUGCCCCAGAGAAAGUCCUCGCUCGUCACCAGCAAGCUUGCGGGUUGCCCUGCUUCUCAAGGAAUGUAAAGUUUAACGGACGUUAGCUACUUAUGAAAAAAAUGGUAUCUUUUAUCUUCCAGCAUGUUGCUUUUUGAAAGUAUUAUGGGCUAAUUGAAAGAGUUUUACUUGGGCUAUAGUUCUUGUCAUGCUCAACAGCACUGAUGUGUGAGCUUGGCCUGGUCCGUAGCCUCUCUGGAUUCUGUUCCUCAUCUGUAACAGAAGGAAACAUGUGUGGGCUAAUUCUGACUCUAAGGUCCUACACCUGCCAUACCCUCUGGUCAUCAGAAAACCAAAAUUGAGGCAGGCCGUGGCUGAGCCUCAGCUCUGUAAAGCCAGAAGUGCUAUAUGGGAUGAGUGAGAAAGUUUGAGAUUUAAGGGCCAUAGCUUCCAACAACAAUCUCCUAGGUAUCAUAGCCUUGUUGAGAGAGAUGGAGAACAGAUCUGAAAAGUCUGGCUCUGGAUGUGUUUUGACUCUGCCCACUUUCCUGGGUCUGCUGUUGACCCUAGCUGCUACAAACCUGCUUUGGUAGCAGAAUGGAUGGGCCUGAGGAGAUAGACGGGCUCAUUGAGGAGGCAUCACGCGUCAGAUGUAGUGAGACACUAGGUGUAUGUUAAGCAUGGAGGAAGAAGGGAUGAAGGGAGCUGGUUCCCAGAGCUUAGAGCUACUGCCAGCUGGAGCAUCUGGUCCUUAGCAGAUGAUUCACUGGUGGAGGCUGGAAAGAGGGUGCAGGGAGGGAGGCAGCAGCCUGUCUUGCUGUGUCAUCACUAGUUUGGCCUGGAUCUUACUGAAUGCCACCUGCUCGUCAUCAGCAGAGAGGGCCAGAGUGAGAACUGCUCAAAAGAACAGGAUGGUGCAGUCUCUCUCCUCUUUACAGAUUCCAGUGUGCCCUUAGGAUGUCUGUCGAGUUUGUGGAUAUGUGUGUUAGGGGGAAAGACAUGUAAAUAUGCUCUCCUCCUGACUGGCCACUGCCCAGGUCUCUGGCCAUCAUUCAGAUUGAUUAGAAAUAGGUUGGUGAGGAAGGAGUGGAGAGAGCAGGAUCCCUGGUCUCCCUGGCCCCCAAACUCCUUGACUCUCAUUUGUAAUUGUAUAUAAUUUUUGUGUUUUUUGCUCCAUUUUCUCAUGCUGUCAUCCUUAAUCAGAAGUCCAUGUGGGAAGGGGACAAAGCUGAACAUCAUUGUAUAGUUUCUUCAGUGUCCCAGCCAUUGUUGUACAUAGAUAUGUCAUGUUAUUAUAUAUAUAAAUAUAUAUAUAAUUUUGUACGUUUUCUUCAUCUC